AUGGAUUCAUAUGCUCGAUUAAUAUCUAGCUACUUUUUCCUUGCGUGGUACUUGUUCAUUGUGCUUGUUGCAUAUAUAGGAUUUGUGGAAAUCUUACUCAAAUUCAGAAAGAGAAAUAUACUAUGGAAAGUAAACCAUGAAAAACAAGAUCAGAACGAGGACCAAUACGAAGGGGUCACUAUAAUCCGUCCGAUAAAAGGCAUAGAUCCUGAGCUUAGUUCAUGUCUUGAAUCUUCGUUUUGCCAAUCAUACCCUAUUUCAAAAUUGCAAAUUUUAUUUUGUGUUGAUAAUCCAUCCGAUCCAGCUAUCCCAAUUAUCAGGUCAUUGAUCAAGAAAUAUUCCCACAUUGACUCACAAAUACUUGUAUCGGAAAACUUUAAUGAAGUUACAAAAACUAGCGAAGAUCAUUACGGACCCAAUCCUAAAGUUAACAACUUGGCUAAGGCGUUUGUCCUGGCCAAAUAUGAUAUCUUGUGGAUAAUGGAUAGUAACGUAUGGGCUAGUUCCAACAUCUUGAAGAACUCAGUUAUUACGCUCAACCAAAAUUUAAAUAAUGGAAGACAAUUAAACAGUCAACGUAAGGUCAAAUUAGUUCACCAUGUGCCGUUGGCCAUGAGUAUUUCCAAGAAAACAUACGAGGAAGAAGAUGAUAUCGAUUUAGAGUAUGGGUUGACACCACAACAAUCUCAUGACUCAGAUUCCAGUACCAGUAAUAGUUCAAGUGCAAACGUGCACAUAGGGGUAGCUAAGCGGAAAUCACCGUUACGUCAACAAAUAAGAGUAGCAGAUAGUUUUGAGCAAGAAGAAUCGCCAAGAAAAGUCAGGUUUCUUGAUAAAUUAGGGGCAAAAUUAGAUGAAAUGUUUUUACAUACCUCCCAUUCCAAAUUUUACGUUGCAUUAAACAAUGUCGCGGUUGCGCCCUGUGUCAAUGGUAAAUCCAACAUGUAUCGCCGUUCCGAACUCGAUCGCGCCGUGUCGCUUAUCGCUUCGCACGAUUCACCAUUUUUCCAUGAUCCAAUUGUGAAGCAACAAGCUGUGUAUUAUUCCUCGCUUGGUCCGGGACAUGCAAUCAAGUUCUUUGCCCGGUAUAUCGGCGAGGACAAUAUGAUUGGUAUUGCCCUUUGGGAAAAUUGUUUUGCGCGUACUGGGCUCACUGGUGAUGUAGUUGUUCAACCCAUCUUUGAAUCGAAUAACACCAUCAAUGAUUAUAUUCAACGGAGAGUUAGAUGGCUCCGAGUACGUAAGUACAUGGUGUUGCUAGCCACUUUGAUUGAGCCCACGACUGAAUCGCUCAUUUGUGGGGUUUAUGGGACGUAUGCGGUGUCGAGUAUAUUUUUCAAUUGUUGGUUUCAUUGGGGGUGGUUUUUGGCACAUAUGAUUGUGUGGAUGAUGACUGAUUAUAUUCAGUAUCAUACAUUCACCAAUCAUGUGACGGAUGCUAGCGAAGUGAAUUAUAUGCCCACAUGGUUGAGAUAUAAGCCUGCGGGAUCGAGGUUGGAUUGGUUACGGGUUUGGGCUGUGAGAGAAGUCUUGGCGUUACCUAUUUGGAUAAUUGCCAUGGUUGGGCAUGAAAUUGAUUGGAGGGGUAAGCCAUUUAUGAUCAAAAAGGAUUUGACGGCGGAGGAGAUGUAA
This is a messenger RNA of Spathaspora passalidarum NRRL Y-27907, 1632 nucleotides long. RefSeq names its product Hsx11p (gene HSX11). NCBI's taxonomy places the organism in Eukaryota, Fungi, Ascomycota, Pichiomycetes, Serinales, Debaryomycetaceae. Gene Ontology annotation, cellular component: membrane. The record is from RefSeq and is a predicted model, not a curated record. The transcript has a single exon. Gene Ontology annotation, biological process: glucosylceramide biosynthetic process. Gene Ontology annotation, molecular function: ceramide glucosyltransferase activity. Bases 1 to 1632 code for a protein of 543 amino acids.